AGUGAUUACAGCGUUUAACAACCUGAUGUUUCAGAGGAUUAUUGCGCGUUUUAGUGUCUACAGAAAGUGAAGGAGACGCGUUUUCAUGUGCUUUUUGUCGGGAUAAUGGUAGGAAACUAUAAUUUAAUGUUUGUCGACGACCUGCUCUGAAUACUGGAAAGAGUGAAGUUAAAGCUACGUGCUAAUUUUAGCCUUAUCACUAGUUUAUGAAUUUCUGUUUACACAAAAGAGAAACUAAGGUUUUGAAUGUUUGUUUUAAAUUCCCUGCACUUGUAUGACAUUUUUGGAUGUGUUCUUUACAGAUGGCAGGUAGGGGCAGACUGGUGUCCUGUCUCUGUUUGGGGCUUCUGGUUGUCCUGUGCUGGGUCUGGGUCUCCUUUGCCUCCUUUCCUGACACUCGACGCCCACUGGAACUUUUGGAUCUAGUGGACCAAGCAGCUUUUCAGCCCCAGAGUGCUUUAUCAGAGAUGGAGUUUGCCUCUAUCAGUUCAUACCGUGGCCCAGGCAACAGAGACCACCGUAGCAACAAGGAACUGCCCAUUCUCCUCUGGUGGAGUGCAGGACUGUUCCCACAUUUCCCUGGCGAUACCGAACGCAUUGACUGUGCCACAUCCUCCUGUCUGGUCACAAGUAACCGCAAGGUCCAGUUGUUUAAACGGACAGCAUCCAUCAUCUUCUAUGGGACAGACUUCCGGGCAUAUGAGGCACCGUUGCCCCGUCUUCGACACCAGACCUGGGCAUUGUUCCAUGAAGAAUCGCCCAUGAAUAACUACCUUCUCUCACAUGGACCAGGAAUACGGCUGUUCAACUACACUGCCACAUUUCGCAGAGACUCCGAUUAUCCUCUGACUCUGCAGUGGCUGCCAUCUCUGAGUUAUUUGCUGGAGCCUGUGUCCAUGUCCCUGAAGGAGAAAAAUCGCUUGAGGAGGGAGGGCCUAGCCCCUGUGCUCUACAUGCAGUCUCACUGUGAUGUACCUUCAGACAGAGACCGAUAUGUUCAGGAGCUGAUGAAGUACAUUGAGGUGGACUCCUAUGGAAAGUGCUUGAACAACGCUUUACCUGAGCACUUGGAGGACACAUCCACUGCUACUGGUGAAGAGCCUAGCUUCAUGAGUUUUGUUGCACGCUACAAGUUCCACCUGGCGCUGGAAAACGGCUUGUGUCCAGAUUACAUGACGGAAAAACUAUGGCGGCCUCUCCCAGGCUGUGUGCCAAUCUAUAGAGGAUCCCCUGUGGUCAAAGACUGGAUGCCCAACGGACACUCUGUGAUCGUCAUAGAUGACUUCCCCUCCCCAAAAGCCCUCGGGGAUUUUCUCAAAUUUCUGGAUGAGAAUGAUGAAGCCUAUUCAAAAUAUUUAGCAUUCAAGGAUCAGCGGAUCAGUAAUGCUCAUUUGCUGGAGGCGUUGGAAACUCGGGAGUGGGGUGUUAAUGACAUGAGUAAGCCCAACUAUCUGAACGGAUUUGAAUGUUAUGUGUGUGACCAGGAGAACGCGCGAGUAGCAGCCGAACAAGCCUUUAGGAAAGCGCCGAAAGAGAACCAACCACCUCAGCCUAAAGUGGCUAACAACUCCCACAUGGGAUGCCCUCUGCCCAGCCCGGGAUAUGGAGACAUCCACAAUUAGCCCAAGAUGACGGGUAUGCUCACCGUGGUUGCAAUAUGGCCUCAGGAUUACUGGCAGAGUCUGGACCAAGCGGAGGGGCUGGAGUCUCUGAUAAGACACAACGAGUCGGACCCUUCACUGCUGUGGAAGCACAUGCAGAACAUUGCUGUGAGCAGAGCCAGAGGAAAACACUGACACAGGCUUUGAAACAAACAGCAUCUGGAGCACAUCCAGAAUUGCAGAGGUGUCCCAUGUUACAUUAUUUAAAUGUGGAACGAAGCAGACAUUGCCUCAGUUGCACCUGAGCCAAAAUUGUUCUACCCCUGUGAGCAGUUUAAUCACACUAAAAACCAAUUCUGUCUUUGGACUUAACUGACAUCAUCCUUUUAAAAUGAGAUUUUUAAAAAAAAAAAACUGUUAUAUCUAAAUAUUUGAGUUGUUUUAUCACUAUAAACUCCAUUGCUGCCCCUGACUUUGGGUUGCAUUGUUGAUAUUUACUAAAAUGCAACACAGGUGUUCUUGAAAUGCACAUUUCCUUUGGGAGGCAGAAUUCCUUGGACUUGGCCAGAGCCAAAAGCUUCCUAAAACUGUGUGUAAGACCAUUAAAUCUCAGCAAUGGGCCCCAUAAGUUUCUUUGCAGUUAGCUAAUAGUGAUUAGUUCAAGUCACAUAAAACAAAACAUUUCAAAUGACUGUGUAAAGAAAUAUUUGUUUCAUCAAUAGAUGAAGAAAAAUGUAAAAUUAUGCACAAUUCUCCAGUGGGAAACAGCUGCUGUGUUUGCAGUAGUAGUUCUCAAGAACAGCUAAUGAAUCUCUGUGGCAAUACUUUACAAUGUUUUCCUCUUAGAUGGUGCUACAAUUAUUAUGUGCAAUAAUCCUUAAGUCCUACUUUUUCCUAAAGCAGAACAUUACAGUGUUUUUAUAUCACUUUUGUAGCAGUACAGUAUAAAUGAUUUUAUUUUGCUAACAAAGCAUAAAGAUUGGACACAAUUUUAUAUCAAGAAUAUCAUAGCAUUAAAAUAACUUUCAUUGCAUGAUAAACAAAUUGCCAUAUUCUUACCCCACUUGUCAGUAUUGUCUGUUCACAUUUAAGUGUAGCACAAAAUGCUGUAGACACCAUAUUCUUCAUAGCAUGCUGAAACAAAUAUCACAACAAUGCUGGGGGGGGGGGGGG
Messenger RNA from Thalassophryne amazonica, 2774 nucleotides. It is a transcript of the gene pofut4, whose product is annotated as fucosyltransferase 11 (alpha (1,3) fucosyltransferase). Gene Ontology annotation, molecular function: alpha-(1->3)-fucosyltransferase activity. The record is from RefSeq and is a predicted model, not a curated record. Gene Ontology annotation, cellular component: Golgi membrane. NCBI's taxonomy places the organism in Eukaryota, Metazoa, Chordata, Actinopteri, Batrachoidiformes, Batrachoididae.